Molecule: messenger RNA, 1507 nt
Organism: Beta vulgaris subsp. vulgaris (sugar beet)
Lineage: Eukaryota; Viridiplantae; Streptophyta; Magnoliopsida; Caryophyllales; Amaranthaceae
Exons: 6
Coding region: 658-1374 (238 amino acids)
Source: RefSeq, a predicted model, not a curated record
UUUUGUGCACUAUGUUUGCACUGUUAGAGGCCUUUUUAGAUCAGGUUGCAUGAAAUUAGUUCGAGUCUUUUCACUUGUUCAUUGUUGAACAUAAUCUUGCAAGCAAUAAAGUGACCCUUCAUAGUGCCAAAAACCAAAGAUGAUAAAUGAAAAAGCAGUUUAAAAAAUAGUAUAGGAGCACUCAGUUGAUGCAGUAUCUUGACAAUUGAUUUAUGGAGUAGUUUCAAGUCUCAAUCAAUCCUAGUUGUGGGUGUUCUAUUAAAUUAUAAGUUAGGGGAUAAAGUUUUCCAUUUGCCAUUUUUAUAAAAUUAUUGUUCAUUGACAUCUCACAGCUACUUGUAAGUCACUAAACUGUAUCUUCUUUGUAUCCUUUUUAGAUACUCAUUUAUCCCCUUUGAUAGAAGUACAGGAGGCUAAAAAGUAAAAACUGUGUCCAAUUGUUUUUUGAACUUCUUUAUAAGACUAUAAACUAUAAAGUAUCCAUAAAGAUACAAACGGGAUUAUGGAGUAUCCUCAAUGACUUUGAAGCUUGAAUGUAAUGGUAAUUCUUGAAUCUCUCCUUUGAACUGUUUCUGCAUCUGUCACUCUAAUCUAUCUUGUCAGAGCCAAAAAGUCUGUUGAUUUCACACUAAAGUGGCGGAACAAGGGAAGAAAGCAAUGAAAAGAAUACUGGUGACCUUUGACAUAGAUGGAACCAUGAUCCAAAGCACUGGGGCCAACUCUAACCAUUUCUAUCUAGCUUUCUCCCAUGCGUUCCUGCAGGUCUUCGGAAUCCAUGGUACAAUUGACGUUAUACAGGCUCAUGGUUUGACUGAUCGUGCAAUUCUCGUGAAUACGCUUGUCCACUAUGGCAUAUCAUCUGAGGUUGCUACUGAUAAGCUGUCGGAUUUGAUGUCAAAGAUGAUUGAAUAUGCAAAGGCUCACGCCAAAGACCUAGGAGACGGUCUAAAAGUGCUUCCAGGUGUUGAACCUCUUCUUCAAGCCUUGUCAUCAAUGGAUAAUGUGAUCAUUGGAUUGGUUACAGGUAACGUGGAAGAGACUGCAUGGAUGAAAUUGGAUGCAUUGGGUAUCAAGAAAUAUUUUAGUGUUCCGUAUUUUGGAGGAUUUGGGAGUGAUCACAUUGAUCGAUGUCACCUUGUCAAUAUUGCAGCAGAAAGAGGUGAAAGGCUUUUUCCUGGGAAAUUUGAUUUCCGAGUGCAUGUUGGAGAUACACCAAAUGAUAUUAAAGCAGCUGAACUUGGGGGAGCUUUGGCAAUAGGGGUUUGCACGGGAAUUUUUGGAAAGGAGGAGCUGGAGCAAGUCAGUAAUGGAAGUGCCAUCAUUCUCCAAGAUCUUUGUGAUCAUAAAAGCUUCUUUAAAUGUCUAGGUAUUUGAAUGUAGUAUUCUUACGUAUGCUAUCGCUUGAAACAAUACAUAGUAUGACAAUAAUCGUUAUGUUAUCAUGGAGCCAUGGGAUCAUGGAGUUUAAAAAUAUUUACUAUGAUGCUAUAAAUUAACAAUUCUGUGA